AUGCCUCUUCACCUUUUAGGUAAGAAGUCAUGGAACGUUUACAACCCGGAGAACAUUGCCCGCGUCCGUCGCGAUGAGGCACAGGCGCAGGCCCGAGAGGAGGAACAAGAGCGUCGCAUGCAAGAAGUUGAUGCCGAACGAAGAAUACAAAUCCUUCGUGGCGAACGACCAUCCACCCCACCACCUCCCCCACGGUCUCCGUCGCCGGUCUCCCGACAUGAUAGGAAGAGUUAUGCAGAGGAUACUGCAAGGUUCAGAAAGAGAAGACGUUUAGCUGGCGAAAAUGAUACGGAUCGCGAUAUCCGAUUUGCUCAAGAGGAUGCACAGAUUGCGCUGGCGAAACGAGAGGAACUUGCUUCCACUCGAUCUAGCGAUGCGCCGCUUUACGAUAGUGCUGGACAUAUUGACCUGUUCCCUUCCCAACCGUCACAUAAACAUACGGAGAAGAACCCAGAAGCCGAAAAGGAAUCUGCCGAGAGGCAAAAGGCAUAUGAAGAUCAAUACACAAUGCGGUUCUCUAAUGCGGCGGGGUUCCGUCAAUCUGUCGGCCAGAAACCCUGGUAUUCAUCUUCAGGAACUGAAGCCAUGGCUCCAGACUCCAUUUCCGGGAAAGAUGUCUGGGGGAAUGAGGAUCCCAUGAGAAGAGAGAGGGAAAAGGCUCGGAUUGAUGCCAACGAUCCACUUGCGGCGAUGAAGAAAGGUGUCCGCCAGCUAAAGUCGGUUGAGCAUGAAAGGAGGAAGUGGGACGAAGAAAGGAAACGAGAAUUGGAAGCUUUGAAGUUGGAAGAAAAACAUCGGUCGCGCCAUCGCAGGCGAAGGACAGAGAUCGAGGAGCACAUCGUCAUCAUCGCCAUGGCCGUGACACAAGCCGAGAUCGCUCGCAUAAGAGAAAAUCUCACUCGGAUGGAUAUUCGCACCGUCGUCACCAUCAUCGUCAUCAUCGUACUGAUCGCAGCCGUAGUCGGAGCGACCAUAACAGACGCUAACAUCGCGUAUAAUACGACCUAA
Aspergillus nomiae NRRL 13137 is the source of this 1008-nucleotide messenger RNA. RefSeq lists its product as uncharacterized. Bases 1 to 1008 code for a protein of 335 amino acids. Lineage: Eukaryota; Fungi; Ascomycota; Eurotiomycetes; Eurotiales; Aspergillaceae. The record is from RefSeq and is a predicted model, not a curated record. The transcript is spliced from 3 exons.